GUGUUCUAAUAUACUUGCUCACGACCUGAUUGCAUUUAAUUACAAUAAGUUACUUCCUCCUUUUAGCAAUACAAUUUUUUUUCGCAAGUCAUUAAUACUCUAAAUACUUUCUUUAAGGAUUAUAAAUCACAUCUCAAAUAUCUCAAUAAUUAGUAUGUAGCAAGAUUAAUCUUAAGUAAGGCUCGUUUACAUCUCUUCUUAUGUUGUUAUUUUGUCUUUCAGAACCAACAUGGGACGAGGCAGAAACUGUUACAUGGCUACACUUGGAAACAAUGGAUUCAUUCUCUUUUGCUCCUUGUUUUUGGCAGGAUAUUUGGUUCAUGGUGCUACACCUUACGACUAUUCGGCAACGAUAGAGUGCCUCAAGCAACCAUUGGAUCCUCAAUAUGAAGGAGGUUUAAUUGCAAAUCCUGGUUUUGAUAAAGGCAUAGAAGCAUGGAAUAUAGAUGGUCGUGUAAAAAUUGAAACAAGGGAAUCUGGUGGAAACAAAUUUAUUGUGGCUUAUAAUAGGACCACGCCUUAUAGUGUCUCACAAUCUUUUUACUUGAAAGAAGGCCAAUUUUACGCGUUUUCAGCUUGGGUUCAAUUAAGUGAAGGAUCAGAUAUUGUGGUUGCCAUGAUUUAUAACGAAGUCCAGAAAACUGUUACUACUGUGGGAUCGGUAAUAGCUAAAUCUGGUUGUUGGUCUAUGAUUAAAGGUGGACUCACUGUUGAUCAAAAUGCACCUGCAGUACUACAUUUUCAGUGCAACAACACCAAGUCCGAGUUGAGGGUUGAUAGUGUUUCUCUGAAAGAAUUUACCAAGUCCGAAUGGCAGGAAAAUCGGUUGAAAAAUACAGAGAAGGUUCGGAAGAGAACAUUCAGAGUAACUGUGGCAGAUAAGAAUGGCAAGAAAAUACAAGGAGCAAAAAUCAAGAUUGAACAAAGAAAACUUCAAUUCGUAAUUGGCUGCGCGACACCAGCUUCCAUUUUAAUGUCCAAAUCCUAUCAAAAAUGGUUCGUGUCCAGGUUCACCACAGCAGUUUUCGACAACGAGAUGAAAUGGUACUAUGUUGAAGGAUUACAAGGUCGCGAAAAUUAUAGUACCCCUGAUGCCAUGCUCAAAUUCUUUGAAGAUCAUGGGAUUGAUGUAAGGGGACAUAACAUCCUAUGGGGAGCAGGAACUAUCCAACGUUGGGUAAAAGACUUACCACCAAGACAACUUUUAAGUGAAUCUGUACGACAUAUGGGUAGCGUUAUGUCAAGAUAUGCAGGUAAAUUGGUUGCUUGGGAUGUGGUAAAUGAGAAUUUACAUCACCCACUUUUUGAGAACAAACUUGGGAAAAAUGCAUCGGCUAUCUUUUACAAGAUUGCAAGCUCACUAGACAGUAGAGCCACUAUGUUCAUGAAUGAAUUCAACACUUUAGAGCACCCUGGUGAUAUGGUUUCUAUACCUUCCAAAUAUGUUGAAAAGCUACAGGAGAUUAAGGCAUUUCCAGGGAAUGAGGAGUUGGUGAUUGGAGUUGGACUUCAAGGGCAUUUUGAUAGCCGUCCUAAUAUACCAUAUGUUCGUGCUGUCUUCGAUGUGUUAGGAGAAACGAAAAUGCCCAUUUGGCUCACCGAGCUAAAUGUUGAGUCCUGUCCCAAACAGGCUUAUUUUUUGGAAGAAAUUAUGAGGGAAGCGUUUGCGCAUCCUGCUGUGAAAGGGAUGAUGAUAUGGAUAGGAUGGACGCCAGAUGAAUGCAAUGAAAUGUGUCUGCUAAAUAGCAAAUUGCAAAAUUCGCCAUCAGGGGAGGUUGUUGACAAGUUACUUGCUGAAUGGAAGACAACAAAAUUGAAGGGUAUUUCAGGCAAUUCAGGAUCUUUUGAAGUUAAGCUCUUCCAUGGGGACUAUGAUGUCACAGUUUACAAUCCUUACACUGGUGCCAAUGUCACAAAGGAAGUGCAGGUCUAUGAUGACAAGUCUGAAACUAUGGAUGUUUCGAUUACUCUGUGAAUUCAUCUUCCACAUGCCACUGAAGAUUAGAAUUGAGAAGAAAAAAUCAACUUUAAUUAUUAAGAAAAUAAGUAGCACGAAUACUCUAUGUGCUUAUGUUGAUGUUUCCAUGACGAUAGACAUUGUUUUUAUGUAUCACGUGUAAGUAUUGAGAAGAAAAUAUCUGUAUUCUGCAUUAAAAUUCUAUGUCUAUAAGAUACUUAUAUGCAGCUAUUUUUACCACUAAUUAAGAUUUUAUAUGCUGAAGCGCUACUAAAUACAAGAAAACCCGCCACCAUUUUUUACACAAGAUUAUUGU
Molecule: messenger RNA, 2273 nt
Organism: Lycium barbarum (goji berry)
Lineage: Eukaryota; Viridiplantae; Streptophyta; Magnoliopsida; Solanales; Solanaceae
Product: endo-1,4-beta-xylanase 5-like
Exons: 8
Coding region: 230-1975 (581 amino acids)
Biological process (GO): carbohydrate metabolic process
Molecular function (GO): hydrolase activity, hydrolyzing O-glycosyl compounds
Source: RefSeq, a predicted model, not a curated record